Neolamprologus brichardi is the source of this 9662-nucleotide messenger RNA. NCBI's taxonomy places the organism in Eukaryota, Metazoa, Chordata, Actinopteri, Cichliformes, Cichlidae. The record is from RefSeq and is a predicted model, not a curated record.
CGUGCUAGCUAGCAGGCCGAGUUUUUCUUGGCUAUUCCCUUUGCAUCGUAUUUUUCGUUUUAUUGUUUCUUUACAUCAUUAUAUUACGAGAUAUAUCGCGACAUGAAAGUGCACACUCUUGAACGUCGUCAUGGUAUCAAGCUGUAGUACAGUGCAGUCACUGGAAUGGAUUUGCCCUUAAAAAACAUGUACGAGACAUUCAAAGAUGAAAUCUGGAAAGAGCUGGGACCACUGGAUCACAAAUGGUUUGACAUACUGACUGCUCAAACAUCAGCGAAUGAGGGCAGCGGCUCUGAUCAAGAUGAGCUAUGUGCCAAUCAGGAGGGACAUUUUAAAACCCCUUUAGACAAAACUGCAGUAGACAGUCAGCUGUUUUCUACUCCAAAAGUUUUCAGACACAGUCGAAUUGUGUCACCUGAAAUAGAGGAUGAGCAGUCGUUCUCUACUACACAAGAAAAUGAUACAUUGCCAUGGACGGAAACACAAAGUCCAUACAUGUUUCGGAUCUCAAAAAAGGGGGUUCCUGAUACAAAAUAUGAGGAAAUCCAACCUCAGAGUCAGGACAAUUUUGAUCCACUUGAUACCCCGCAUAAAUCUCCAAUGAGCUAUGCCAAGCAUAUUUCUGAAAGUCUUGGUGCACAGAUUAACCCUGAUAUUUCAUGGACCAGUUCUUUGAAUACACCACCCCCUGUUCCAUCUACCCUGAUUUUGUCUAAAGUUGAUGAGAGUCCCUGUCCAGUGAGUGUUUCUGCAGACAAAAGUGUUGUUUUUGUACGGAAGCUUUUCCCUUCUCUUUCAAAUCCUUCCAGAAUUGUGGUAGCACCACCUAAAAAUGAUAAUAUAACUACUGAUAACCACGAUGCUGUUUUGCCUGAAGUUGUUUCCUCCCAGACUUUAUUAACGCAGAAUGAGGGUAUUUGGCAACAGAUACUGCAGGGUGCUAAUGGAGAUGGCAAAAUGGCCAGUGCUCCUGAUGAAUUUCAAAAUGCUUCAUCCACUUUCCUCGCCAACAGUAGUUCAGCACUGAGAAAAGUGAAACCUGACAGAAUCAGACGGAAGCAAUUCAAAUUAAGUGAACAUGACUGCAGCUCUACAGAUAUCUCAAAAACAAACCAGCCUAAUGAAGAGCACAAAGCUGAUGAAGAACAUAGCACCGUUCCAUCAUCCCCACCGGCAAAAAAUGGAAGCACUGGAAUCAGCCAAUGGUCUCCAUUGAAUUUAUCUGAAAUUCCCCCUUGUACUGCAGAAAAUAAUAUUUUAACAGAACUGCAGCCUGACUUUGAUUCUAGACAGCUUGUCAGGCCACCUAUAAAAAUCACAGACACUGGAUUAAUUAGGAAAAAAAGAAAAUUUGUUUACACUGUUGAGACUUUGAAGCCAAAAGUUAAAGAAAAUGAAACUAACUUUCAGAAGAUUAACACAUCAUCAGGAAUUCCAGAUACUGGACCAAAACUGAGUAGUAAGCAGUCAGAAGAUGCCCCAGAUGAAGCAAGCUGCUGCAGUAAUGAGAAGAAUGCAGAAGAAAAACGUACUUUGGAAAAUUUGCCUUCAUCUGUGCAGGAAAAAGUCCAGGAUCUUGACAUGUCACAGCUUCACAAAGAUUUUGCACAAGACUUCAGCCAAAUCUCAGACUCUGGUACACCGACUAAAGGAGUUGCAGAAGAUCAAGACCACUUCUCACCUUCAGCCUGUCUGUUGGCCAUGAAAAAAGCUAAGCAUCAAACAAUUCAAGCAAGCAUUCACCAUGACUAUAACAGCAUCAGUAACACAGGACAUACGUCUACCACUAAUCAAAAUUAUUCCACCAAUGAAGGCACCAUAAGUGACAGUGGUUUCCAGUCUGCUGUUGCAGAUAUCACUCACACUGCAUCUUCUUGUAUUGUUCCUUGCUCAGAAAACACUGGAUCAAAAACUGAUAUUCACAGGACUACUCCUUUUCCAUCUACGCACAGAGGAAAUGAAAAAUCCCAGCUCCUGGAAAGACAGACUACAGAUGGCGAAAGAGAAGGUCAGUUGGACAUGGAGAGCACAUUAACACAACUGCCAAGCAGUCUAAAAGGAACUGAUGAUGGCCAUAACUGCAUUCCACAAAAUGGUGAGGUUCAUGGCAGACUGCUAGAGAAGACAAACAUUUCUCUUCCACCCACCCAUGCAUCAGGAUUCAAAACGGCUUCAAAUAAAGGUAUACAAAUUUCCUUGGCCAACCUGGAGAAGGCAAGGCAUCUCUUUGAAGAAAGAAAUGGCCAUCAGCCCACCAAAUGCAACAGUGCCACAAAACGUAAAAAUAGCCAGAGCAAUGGAUCCAUGAAAAGCACAGUUUCUGUAUCAAAUCAGCAACCUUCUGUAAGCGAAAUAUUUGAGGGUGGCAGCUGCCACUUAACAGCUUCACAAAAAGCUGAUGUGACAGAACUGUGCACUCUCUUGGAAGAAGCAGAUAGCCAGUUUGAAUUUACACAGUUCAGAGGUGCAGAAGUAAAACAGCCUUGUCAAGAAAAUGCCUGCUUUCUAGAGAAGACUGACAAAGACCUUGAUCCUGAUUUUCUUGCAGGCAUAGAUUUUGAUGACAGCUUUAGUUCAGAUGCUGAAAAGCACUUGGCAAUAACUGCCAUGCCUGACAAAAUGACCUGUGUGGUAGAUGAAAAAGCAAAUGGUGGGACAUCAAACAUCACUGAUAAAUCCACCGGUGUAUCAGUGUCGAGUUCUGUUAAAAGAGAAAAUAUCUCUGCUGGAGAGGGGCUUUCCUCUUCAGAAGACAUUCCUGGAAGAAAUAAUUGGCUUAUAUCAAAGAAGCAAAAAAGUCUUAACAGAGCUGAGCACGGUGACGCAAGCAAGAUGGAGAAACCGAACCCUUUAAUGCUUAGUGUUACCUUUAAGACUGCAGGAGGGAAUGCUUUAAGAGUUUCAAAAACAUGUCUAAGCAAAGCUAGAGCUUUAUUUGCUGAUUUAGAGAUUAAUGUGUCAGAUCUGAAUAUAUCAAACAAACAGGCUGCUGAGACUGAUGCAAAAACCAAAAAGAUGUGCAAUGUAGAUUCUGAAACGGCCAAAGCCGAUUUCAAGUUCACUCUCAAAGACGACUGCCACGUUGAAGAGAAAACUUGGAGUUGUUUUUCCAACACCAAACAGCCUGUCUCUGCAUUAAAACAGGCCAGAGACAUGCAAGAUAAAGAUACUACGAAAAAUUUUGAAAACUGCAAAAUAGAUGCCAUUACCAUUUCUGAGGAACAUGCCAUUGUAGACACAGAGUUUGAGAAUGUAAACACUGGACUAAGUAGGUCACAUCCUGAUGAUAUAGAAAUGGAACGUGUUGGUUGUAACACUGUGCUGGAAUUUAAAAAUCCAGUUUCUUUCCAUGAAAACUCAUUUUCCACUUCAAAGCUUCUACCAUGCCCAGCAUCAAAGAGUAUUGAUUCCUCUGCCAUCAGUGAAUUGAGCAGUGGUGAUGGAUUCUGUACAGCCAGUGGGAGGAAAGUAUCCGUGUCAGCUGAUGCAAUGAAAAAGGCUAAAUGUCUUCUGAAUGACACUUAUUCACUUGAAGACACAACCAAAAAAAUAAGCCAAAAAGAAAAUGUUUUAAGAACAGCACAGUUCACUGCUCAAAAUAAAGAAUCUAUUCCUAAAACAAGUGGAUUUGACACAGCCACUGGGAAAGGAGUUUCAAUUUCAUCCACAGCUCACAAGAAAGCAAAAUGCCCGUUGAGUGAAUCUGAUAAAGUGUAUCAUAAAAUCAAUGCAAAACCAUCACAUUACAAGAUUCCAGUAUAUGGCCCACCACCCAGCAAUGUAGGAUUUCUUGCAGCCAGUGGAAAGAAAAUAGCAUUUUCCUCAAAGGCCCUUCAAAAGGCCAAAGCACUUUUCAGUGACAUCAGUUUCAGUGCAGACAGCCCAGCUGGUCCUCACCCAAAGAACGGUGACAAGAAAAAUGACAAUUGUGAACAUCCAGACAAAAUGCAGAGUGGUUUGACCGCAGAGGGAGAAAACGUCCAUGUCUCAGAGAAGCACAUUUUAAAGGACUUUGAAGAUUCUGUUUUAACAAACGCUAUGCAAGAGAGAGUAGACUGUGAUAUAGACGUUAACAAUGGUGAAAAUAUUAUGCAUACAAGUGGAAGUGGCAGUGACUUAGGAAUUGGACCAGAUCAAGGGGUGACUUCAAACAUUUCUGUAGAGUCUGCAAAUAAACAAGUGAAACAAAAAGACAGUUUGCCACUACAAAGUGGUGGAUUUGGUCCAGUAAAUGGAAAGGGAGUUUCCAUUUCAUCUGAAGCCCUUAAGAGAGCAACAUCCCUGUUGGAGCAAUGUGAUGAAGUGAACACUAAAAUCAAUGUUAAUCAGUCACAUUUGAAGACUUCAGUUUACAGCCCACUCCCCACAAGUGGUGGAUUUCAUGCAGCCAGUGGAAAGGCUUUGACACUUUCAUCCGAGGCCCUUCAGAAGGCAAAAACUCUUUUCAGUGAUAUCAUUUCCAGUGCAGAGAGUCCAGUUGUUCCACACACACGGAGUAUAAAACAUUUUGUAAAGUCUGGAAGUGGAUGCACUGAGGACAAAAACAAACAGCUAAAAAAAGAAGAAGCCAGUUUCCCACUACAAAGUGGUGGGUUUCAGACAGCGAGUGGAAAAGGACUUGCUAUUUCAUCUGAAGCCCUAAAGAAAGCAAAAUCCCUUUUGCGUGAAUUUGAUGAAUUGGGUGAUAGAAGUGGAAAGCCAUCAUGUUCAAAGACUCCAGUCCCAGAGAAUGGUGGAUUUCUUGCACCCAGUGGAAAGCCUAUGGGACUUUCAUCUGAGGCCCUUCAGAAGGCUAAAACUCUCUUCAGUGAUAUAAUUUCCAGUGCAGAGAGCCCACAUGCAAAGAACAGUGACAGAAACCAUGACAACUGUGAACCUAUGGCGAAAAUGCAGAGUGGUUUCAAAACUGCAGGCGGAAAAAAGGUUCAUGUAUCACAGAAAGAUCUUCUGAAUGCAAAACAUCUUUUGAAGGUCUUAGAUGAUUCUGUUUUAACAAAAGCAAUGCAAAUGGCAGAAGACUGUGAUAUGGAUGUUAACAAUGGCAUUUCAGCAAAACACAAAAGUGUAGCACCUAUGGUUGGAACAGGCAGUGAUGAGAAAAACCUUCCAGAAACCAGACUACAGCAAAAGGCGACUUUGGGCUUUUCUGUAGAGUCUGAGAAAAGAUACACUGAGGACAAAGACAAACAAGCGGAACAAAAAAAUGACACUUUGUCGCUACAAACAGCGAGUGGAAAAGGAGUUACCAUUGCAUCUGAAGCUCUAAGGAAAGCAAGAUCUCUGUUGGGUGAAUGUGAUGAAAUGGAGGAUAAAAUUGGUAUAAACCCUUCAUCUUCCAAGAUUCCAGUUCAUGACUCACUUCCUCAGAAUGGUGGAUUUCGUGCUGCAAGUGGAAAGCCUGUAGCACUUUCCUCUGAGGCCCUUCAGAGGGCAAAAGCUCUCUUUGAUCUGUCAAAAGUAGAAGAUGUGGAAGGACCUUCGGGUUCAAACCUCACCACAGCCUCUGACAAGUACAUGUCUACCAAGGGAACUGCCUCUCUUGUAGUUGAAUCUGUGCCCUCCUUGCAAGAGUCUGACCUAAAAGUUGAAAAUUUAAGAGGACAUGGUUGUACAUCUGUCAAUAACAAGGCAGCUAAAGAUGCAUUUAAGUUUCAGGAAGACACCAUAACACCAUCUGGGGCAGGCACUCUGCAUGAUUGCCCUGAAGAGGAAAUGCAGCGUCUGCUGGACUAUGAAAUAAAUAAGGAGAGCAGCACCAAGGAGUCUAAAGUUUUAAAACCAAAUGAGUCUUCAGUUCUUAACUUUCAGUCACUUAACCUUACUGGUUGCACAGAGACCCAGCAAAAAUUUCUUGCCCAGGAAGCUCUGGACUGUACUAAAGCUUUGCUAGAAGAUGAAGGUCUGGCUGACCACAAUCUCUUGAUGACUUUAGAAAAUAUGCCACUACAACAUAACACAAGUGCCAAUGGGUGUGAAGAGAGUGAAAAGAGAAGAGGGAAAAGAUCAGUGGAAGACACAGAAAUGAAUGGUCAACCUCCCCUAAAAAGACGGUUACUGGAAGAGUUUGACAGGAGUCUCGUGGAUCCAAAAGCUUCAACUCUCCACCCAGUCAAAAGUUGCUCCAAUGGUUUAAUGAAGGACAGGGGAGUUUUUAAAUACAGCACCUCCCUUUAUCCAAACAUUACUCGGCCACACAGUGGAAAAACCUAUGUGGAAACUAGAUUCCAAAAGACACAAAUACAGAACUCAAUGACAGGAGACCCCAGGAGCAAAUCAGCACAUUACAAGACAUCAGCAUUUGUUCCUCCAUUUGUCAGAAAUGCAAAGACAGAAACCCAUAAGAAUAUGGUGCUCAAGGACAGCAUAAGAACACCUUUGGCCUUUGUUCCUCCAUUCAAAAAACAAAGAACUAUUGUUCAAGAGAGUUCCUGUAAAGCGCAUGAGGGGGAAGACAAACACCAAAAACCAUUUGUAAUGUCAUCUAACAGCAAGUGUUUUGUGCCGCCCACUAAAAAAACACAAGGCGCUGUGGAUGGAACUGCUGUGGCUGCAGCUCGAAGUGACGAUAUGAAUAAUCAAAGCUUACCUGUUGACUUCAGGUCUGUCAGUGCUGUUGGAGAGACAUCAGGUGUAGAUGGCACAUGUUCAAGAAGCCAAGAUGUAUAUCAGAAUCUCCAGAACACUGAGUUGGCACAGGAUAUGCAAGACAUGAGGAUCAGGAAGAAGAAGCGCCAGAACAUUCGACCUCUUCCAGGGAGCUUGUAUCUUAAAAAAACAUCAGGAGUACCCAGGAUCCCACUAAAAGCUGCAGUGAAUGGAAAGAUCCCAGGAAGAUACACCCCAAAAAAGCUUUAUGGAUAUGGAGUCCAAAAAUAUGUUUCCAAUAUCACCAGUGAGAAUGCAGAAUCUUUCCACUUCAGCCUGCUGCAGUUCAUCAAACUAGAAGCCUUUACAGAUGAAGGUGGAGUUCAGCUUGCUGAUGGAGGAUGGCUGGUCCCCAGCAAUGAUGGGACUGCGGGGAAAGAAGAGUUUUAUAGACUGACAGAAGCGUUUUCUAAAACAUAUUCUGUUUAUGUCAGAUAUGAUGUAGAGGUGGACCACAGCCGCAGGCCAGCUCUGAGAAAGAUCAUGGAAAAGGAUGACACGGCAGCCAAAACCCUGGUUCUCUGUGUUUGCGAUAUCAUCUCCAGGGGUCACUCCCCAAAAACACAGAGUCACAAUGACACCAAAACCCCUCACAGUGCAGAUGCAAAGGUUGAAACUUCAGCUGCACUCAUUUGGCUGACAGAUGGUUGGUAUGCCAUUAAAGCUCAGCUGGAUGAACCUUUGACUGCAAUGGUUCACAAAGGUCGACUGGCUGUCGGGGGCAAGUUGAUCAUCCAUGGGGCUCAGCUGGUCGGAUCACAAGAUGCUUGCUCCCCUCUGGAGGCGCCUGAAUCUCUGAUGUUAAAGAUCUGUGCCAAUAGCUGCAGACCUGCACGAUGGGAUGCUAAGCUAGGAUUUCACAAGGAUCCUCGGCCAUUCCUCCUUCCAAUCUCCUGUUUGUAUAGCAAUGGAGGUCCAGUAGGAUCUGUUGACAUUGUUGUACUGAGAAGCUAUCCCAUGCAGUGGAUGGAGAGGAAGCCAGAUGGCAGUGUUGUAUUCCGUUCUUCACGUGCAGAAGAGAAGGAGGCGAGACGAUACAACAGUCACAAACAAAAAGCAAUGGAAAUCUUAUUUGCCAAGAUUCAAUCUGAAUUUGAAAAUGAAGAAAAAGGGAGUAUCAAACCACAGCGGCGAAGAAAAACAAUCAGUCAUCAAGAAAUUGCAAAUCUGCAGGAUGGAGAAGAGCUGUAUGAAGCAGUGGGAGAUGAUCCGACUUACCUUGAGGCUCAUUUGAGUGCACACCAGUUGGAGGCCCUUCAUACCUACAGACGCUCUCUGAUGGAGAAGAAGCAGGCUGAACUGCAGGAUCGAUAUCACCGUGCUCUGGAAGCAGAGGACAAUGAAAUGAACUGCCCCAAACGAGAGGUUACACCCGUGUGGAGACUCUGCAUUGCCGACUCCAUGGAGCAACCCGGCAGGGUUUACCAGCUGAAUCUUUGGCGACCUUCCUCAGAUCUACAGUCUUUACUAAAGGAAGGCUGUCGAUUCAAAGUCUAUAACCUCACCACUUCAGAUGGAAAGAAACGCAGCUGUAUCGAACCUGUUCAGCUCACUGGGACAAAGAAAACACAAUUUCAAGAGCUCCAGGCAUCACAUGAAUGGUUGUCAACAUACUUCCAACCAAGAGUUUGCACAAAUUUUGUGAAUCUUCAAAAUCCAGAUUUUGAGCCACUGUGUGGAGAAAUUGAUCUAGCAGGAUAUGUCAUCAGUGUUGUAGAUGGAAAGGGUUCAUCUCCUGCAUUUUAUUUGGCUGAUGAGAAACAGAAUUUUGUGAAAGUUCGCUGUUUCAGCAGCUUGUCUCAGACUGGCCUAGAAGACGUGGUAAAACCACGCGUCAUAUUGGCUCUGAGCAACCUCCAGCUCAGAGGUCAGUCAAUGCAUCCCACGCCUGUUGUGUAUGCUGGAGAUCUGACAAGUUUUUCUACAAAUCCUAAAGAGGUUCAUCUACAGGAAUCUUUCAGCCAGCUUAAAACUCUGGUCCAGUGUCAGGAGAACUUCUUUGUAACUGCUGAAGAGAAGCUUUCAGAAUUAGUCAGAUCAAAUGGCCUUAGCUCCAGCUCCUCUCCAGCUCUCCAAAGACAAACACCAGCUUCUCUAACAGACAGAAGACAAGACAUAAAGUCAAGUGUGAUUUCUCAGAAGCCAGGCAGAAACCUUGGAUCCUUCACACCUGUCGGCAGGAAGUCUCCUACACCAACAUCUUCAGCAGAAAAAGAUCCCAAAAGCCUGAAAAGGAGGAGAGCACUGGACUAUCUGUCUCAUAUCCCGUCUCCGCCACCUCUUUCCCAUCUGGGCUCAUGUCAGGAGAACUUCUUUGUAACUGCUGAAGAGAAGCUUUCAGAAUUAGUCAGAUCAAAUGGCCUUAGCUCCAGCUCCUCUCCAGCUCUCCAAAGACAAACACCAGCUUCUCUAACAGACAGAAGACAAGACAUAAAGUCAAGUGUGAUUUCUCAGAAGCCAGGCAGAAACCUUGGAUCCUUCACACCUGUCGGCAGGAAGUCUCCUACACCAACAUCUUCAGCAGAAAAAGAUCCCAAAAGCCUGAAAAGGAGGAGAGCACUGGACUAUCUGUCUCAUAUCCCGUCUCCGCCACCUCUUUCCCAUCUGGGCUCAGUGGCUUCUCCAUGUGUAAAUAAGACAUUCAACCCACCUCGGAGGUCUGUGACACCAAGCACUUUAAAAACUGUACAGACACCAUCUCACAAACCCGCUGACUCACUAGGAGAGGAUGAAUGGGUGAAUGAUGAGGAACUGGCUAUGAUUGAUACUCAGGCACUGCGUGUUAAUUUAAUCUAGAUACAUACCACUGUGUGAUGACAAACACGCUACAGCUUUUCAAUUGACUGAAUGUAAAUGUUAAGGUUCCGUGUGUAUAUAACACACAUUUUUUAGGUUUUUUUGUAGACUUGUUGGCCUCAUAAAAUGGGGAAAGUAAAUAUUGAAAUCAUGUCACUUCACAAUGUUUUACAAUUUUAUACUUUUUUCUGUGAGGUUCCUGCAUUUAGUGUUAAAUAAAU